AUGUCACCGAACCACAAGACAUUGCCGACCUACUGUUCUACACCAAAACCCUCGACCAAAACCCUCGUCACAACAAUCCACGCCCAUCACGAGAGUGAAGAGAACCACCUCUUCCCAGCCCUGGUAAAGUACACUAAAAACCCCACCCUCAUGGCAGGAAACCUCUCUCAACACGCCACAUUCCACACGGGCCUAGAAACCCUCCACACCUACAGCACAACCACCCCUCCGACCUCCUACUCGUCCACCAUCCUCCGGUCAAUAAUCGACAGCUUCGCAACCGAGCUAUUCACCCAUCUGAACGAUGAAAUCGCCACCCUCCUCGCACUGCAGCAGUACGAAAGUGAAGGGCUGAAGGGACCAUGGUCAGAAAAUCAAAAACACGCCAAUGACACCGGGACCUUCGAUGAGAUGCUGCCCUUGGCGUUGGGAUGUGUAGAUAAGGGCUUUGAGGGGGGCAUCCAUAAGUUCCCUCCUGUACCCUGGUUUGUGCCGUAUGUUGUUAAUUAUUGGUUUGCGAGGAAACAUAGGGGGGCUUGGAGGUUUAAUCCUUGUGAUGCGUGGGGUAAUCCUAGGGAGUUGGCGUUUAGGGGUGAGGAGACCUGA
Hymenoscyphus albidus is the source of this 606-nucleotide messenger RNA. Lineage: Eukaryota; Fungi; Ascomycota; Leotiomycetes; Helotiales; Helotiaceae. The record is from the annotation of a GenBank genome assembly.